Molecule: messenger RNA, 1119 nt
Organism: Aspergillus glaucus CBS 516.65
Lineage: Eukaryota; Fungi; Ascomycota; Eurotiomycetes; Eurotiales; Aspergillaceae
Exons: 3
Coding region: 1-1119 (372 amino acids)
Biological process (GO): arabinan catabolic process; xylan catabolic process
Cellular component (GO): plant-type cell wall
Molecular function (GO): alpha-L-arabinofuranosidase activity; xylan 1,4-beta-xylosidase activity
Source: RefSeq, a predicted model, not a curated record
AUGAAAUCCUUUUUCUCGUUUGUCCCAUGGCUGCUCAUAUGCGCUUCCAGCAGCCAUGGAAGAUACUUGCCUAAUUGUGUCGAUGAAUCUACUUUUUUGACCCAAAAUGAGGUCUGUGACGCCCAAGCAUUGCCGAUGAGCCGCGCGGCAACACUGGUAUCUGCCAUGAAUGUCACUGAAAAGCUGGAAAACCUAAUUGAAGUGAGUAAGGGCUCCUCGCGGCUGGGCCUCCCGGCUUAUAAUUGGUGGAAUGAGGACCUGCAUGGAGUCAGCUUCUCUAUAUCCACUGAGAACCCAGUGGGGGAGUACUCGUCUGCCACGUCGUUCGCCACGCCCCUACUCCCUGCUGCUGCCUUUGACGAUGAGAUGGUAUACCAAGUCGCGGAUGCCAUUGGCACAGAGGCGCGUGCCUUUGGAAACGGCAAGCCGCUCUGGUCUCGACUACUGAACCCCGAACGUCAAUCCAUUCUCGCGACAUGCAAACACUACGCCGGAUAUGAUCUUGAAUCGUGGAAUGGAUAUAGCCGCUAUGGAUUCCAGGCCAACAUCACUCUACAUGAGCUCCAAUGUGUCCGCGAUUCGCAAGUCUCCGCCAUUAUGUGCUCGGAUAAGCUGGUCAACGACACGCCGACCUGUACCAACUCCUACCUAAUCGAGCGAAUUCUCCGGCAGCAUUGGAACUGGACAGCCACGCAUCACCAUGUGGUCAGCGACUGCGAUGUCGUGAACGAGACUGUCGCGCGUACACGCUACAAGCUGACCCUCGCAGAGUUCAGCGCAUUGAUGUUCAAUAGAGGAACCGAUCUCAUUUGUGCCGGAGACAGUCAGGCCGACGUGUCUGCUAUGUAUGACCGUUCUCUGUUAUCAAAGCAAAGAAUGGAAGUGGCAUUGCGUCGACGGUACGAAGCCCUGGUAUGCGCCGGUUACUUUGGUCCAAAUGCUACCGAUCCAUAUGCGUCUUUGGGUUGGUCAGCCGUGAACACAGUUGCCAGCCAGGCCCUGGCGCGUCGGUCAGCCGCGGAGAGCAUGGUAUUGAUCAAGAACGACGGUACACUACCACUUUCGAUGCCAAACGACACUAGAACAGCUCUUAUCGGCCCCUACGCCAACGCUACCUAG